AUGUUUAGUUUGUUAUUUAAAAGGAAUAAUUGGCUAAAUCGGACAAAGCAUUUUGCUUUAAAGCUUAUUUACUAUGUUAAUGUUGCUUCAGUUGUUGAUAGUUUUCCUGCAAACCACGAGACUGGGGUAGCUGCCGAAGGUGGACGUCCUUCUCACAUGAAUAAUUUUUUGGAUUAUAAUCUUUCAUUAAAAAUUCAGCGUCUUUUGAUAAAAGAAUUGUAUUUUUAUUUAAAUCCAGUGGGUUGUGCAUGGCUUCCACCUCAAAACCAAUUCUGUAAUGGUGAGUUUACAACCUUUCUCAAUUUAGUUUUCUUUAAAAAGUUUCUUAUUGACUUUGGCAUGAUUCUCUCAAGAACGUCAAAUGAUAUCUCCAACUUUCAUUGUUUUAUCUCACACAAUAUAUCAUAG
Molecule: messenger RNA, 408 nt
Organism: Echinococcus granulosus
Lineage: Eukaryota; Metazoa; Platyhelminthes; Cestoda; Cyclophyllidea; Taeniidae
Exons: 4
Coding region: 1-408 (135 amino acids)
Source: RefSeq, a predicted model, not a curated record